Molecule: messenger RNA, 11592 nt
Organism: Psylliodes chrysocephalus
Lineage: Eukaryota; Metazoa; Arthropoda; Insecta; Coleoptera; Chrysomelidae
Source: the annotation of a GenBank genome assembly
AUCUUAAUUAAAAUCUGUUGUGUAUUUAAGUAAACUGAGUAUAAUUACAGGUUAGCUAAUUUAAUAUUAAAUUAAUUUGUUUUAUUACAAAAAAAUAAUUUUCGAACUUUACUUACAUGGUAUCCCAAAAUAUAUAUUUACCCUAUCAUAUAUAGUGCGAAUAAAUUCGAUAAAAGGACAAGUAUUGAUUUUUGGAAAAAUUCUAAAAAUACAUCAAUAUGGUUAUUAAAUUCCGCACUUUGGAUAUACCGGGUGACGCUUUCAAAUAAUAAAAAUAUACUUUCCCGGUCUUCAAAAUGAUAUUUCUGAAAAAUUAUUUAUAUCUGAUGACAUCACAGCAUUAACACGCAUCACCCUGUAUUUCCCAAUUUUAUAAAUAUGUCAAAAAGUGCAAAAUUUGAAAUAUAAUUGAUAUAUUUUCAAAAAUCAAAAAUUUCCCUACUUUUGACUCGCAUAGUAUACAGAAUAACGAAAAUUUACAUAUUCGAAUUUAUCUGGCAUCUACAAUGUAUUUUACAAAAUUAUUUGUGUUUUUUUUUUUUUUUAAUUGUAUUUACGUAAAUAUAUAGUUGUUUUAAUAACAAACUUAUUUUGAAAAUUAUAAAAAAACAGCUAUACUUAAAUUUCAAAAUGUUAAGGAUACCAUGUUACUAUAUUUAAAUUAAUAUGUCAAAAUUGUUUUAUCUAAAGAUCUUUUUAUAUGCUUAAAAUAAAAUCAGAUGUCUAUAAAAUGAGAGAAUUUUGUGGAAUGUACAGUUGGUGAUCAAAUAUAUAAAUUCUAUAAAUUAAUAUACAUUAUGAUGUCUGUUAAUACCACUUAUUGCUGAUAAAACGCAUUUACACAAUAUUAAUAUAUUAGAUCACACUGUAUAUUUUUAAAAACUCAUGAUGUAUUCUUUCAUUUUAUAUCUACAGUAAAUUUUAAUGAAAUAUUCUACAUUUUCAUAUAUUUCACCAAUAAUAAAUGUAUACAAAGCAAUUUUUAAUAACUAAUUUUUUUUUCAAAUUUUAUAAAUCAUAUUAAGCUUAAAAUAGAAGUGAUAGAAUUAAAAAUAUUAAUAAUUAAUUAAUAAGAUAUUUUUUAAGAUAAAAUUGGCAGUGCAUUUUUUUAUUACACACAAUCAAAAUCUAUGUCUAUUUUAAGCUUUUUUAAACAUCUAUCAUGGUUUUUUCUGUUACAGUACAUUGGGACCCAUUUCAAACAUUCAAAGGGGGUUUCGUACUGAGAAAUACGUAGAAUUUAAUUUAAAUAUCACCUAUCUGUUAAUUUUCAUAUUUUGUGUUUAUGUUUAUUAAUGCCUUUAAAUUUUUAAUUAAAAAUUUUAAUACACAAAGUUAAAAUUUAUAAACUUAUAUUGUACACUUUUAAAAAUUUUGAUUUAAAAAUAAUAAAAAAUAGAAAAGUUUUUAAUAACCACACUAUUAUAUUAUUUAUACAUUUAUGAUUUUGUUUUGAUGUUAUUUAAAUUUGAUAUAAAUGUAUGGUUAACAGCUUUAAUAAAUUUGCAACCAAAGAAUGGAUUUAUUAAAAAUUCACUACGUCAACCACAUUAUCAAAAUACAGCUCUUUGAUUUGUUGAAGGAUUUGAAGAAUUUCCUUAAAUCUUGGUGCCUUUGUACUGCAAGAUUUUAUUUUUGGUUUUGAUGAAUUUGGCAACGUUUCCGAAUUGGUAUCUAUAAUGCCUACAUAUAUCGUUAUUUUAAGUUUAAAUGACUCAAAAUGUCAAAUAAUUCGAGAAUCCUAACUUUACAUUUUUUCGCUAAAAAAGAUUUUUAAAUAAUUUUUUUAAUAUUUCGGAAUUUUUUGAGGAUUUUAUUAUUCAUUUUUGAUUAUUGCCAUGUUUUGUGACAUUUACCCAGGGCAACCCAAAUCACCGGGUUAAAUGGGUCAUAGCAUGGAACGUAAGCCUUUUGGGGCGAAAAUAUAUAUUAUCGCCUGAUAGUGGGAACUAUCGUGUGCUCUGUCAAAUUCAAAGUAAAGUUGCUUAUCGAUGGAAUUUUUUGUUUUUUGCUGGCAAUGAAAUAUGCUUCUAGACGUCAAUAACAAGCCUUUUCUAGCGUUCGGUUUUGCUACUUUCGGUGUAGGAAUUUAGGCCACGUGACUGGAUAUUAACGUUUUUUUAAUGAAAUUUGGAUAUAGCAUAAACUCUUUUUUUCUUGAAUUUAAGAUGAUAUUGCAAGCAUUUUUUAUGUCAGCAAGGGUUUGUAGACAAAAAGCAAUCUGGCGAAAAAUAACCUGUUUUUUUAAAAGUAGGGAUAACAUCUGAAUCAAAAGUCGAAAAGUGGUUUCAUUGCUAUCAAAAUGUUUGUAUAACUGUCAGCUAAGAGCAGGUAUUGCUCUUGCAAGCAUUUUUAUUCAGUAAUACAAAUAUCUUGGGAGCAAUUAAAUCACUUUCGUCUUUCGGUUCCGAUUUUAGACCUAUUUCAAGGUUACAAUAUUUUUUUUUUUUGCAUAUCAAUCCUUUAGUCAACACAAAAAAAUUAUUGCAAUAUCAUCUUGAGUUCAAACAAACUGCGUCUAAGUUCUAUCUCGAAUUUCGUUAAAAAACGUAAAUAUCCGGUCACGUGGCCGAAAUCAGUACACCGGAAGUAGCAAAACCGGACGACAGAAAAUGCUUGCAAAGGGAUUUUUGUAUUGUUAUAGACGUCUAGAAGUAUUUCAUUGCCAGCAAAAAACGAAAAAAUCCAUCGAUAAGCAACUUUACUUCGAAAUUGCAAGAUCACACGAUAGUUCCCCCAUCCAGGACAUAGUACAUAUUGUUUAACCCUACUGCACCGUAUGAAACUACAAAUAGCAAGCAAAAAACAUGAUGUGCCAUUUUUGCAGUUAGAUGAGUGCACUACAAAUCGAACGAAAACAAUAUUUUAUAGAUGGAAAGCAAUACAAAAGAAACUGGUUUUUAUACCCAAAUUUCCCCGGAAAAUUUUAUUACAUCCCUUUAGUACAGGUUUCAACGAUUGGAUUAAAAGUGAAAAAAUUUCGUACCAUGAAUAUCUCCUGCAUAAAGAAAACACUCUCAUACUUGUUAACCGAUCUACAGAAAAUGCGAAUAAUUCAAAAAUUAUUCAAUUAUAUCAAUGAAAAAAGAAAUACUUAUUUCUGGAAAAAUAUUUUAGAACGGUUAGUUGAAGUAUUCAAUUUUUUAAGUUCAAGAGGUUUUCCUUUAAGGGGAAGGGACUCAUAUUAUUGGUAAUACAACCCAAUAAAAAUUAUUUAGGAAGCCUGGAACUGCUAGCAAAAUUUGACUCCAUCUUAACAACAUAAUAUGUUUAAUUUUGGAAAUAAAGGUAUUGGAAAUGUCUCUUAUUUAUCUGUACAUACAAGGUGGCGCAAAAUUAAGCCCCCUAUUUGUUUUUUAUAUAAAAGUAAGAUUAAUUAAAAAAUAAUCAUAUUAUAAAUUAAACAUAUUUAUUUAAAUUCCAAAAAUUUGUUUUGUUACACACUAAAAACAAUAUCGACCAAAUGGACACCCCCAGCAUUAAUGCAAUAAUGAACUCUUUUUAAAAUAUUUUUCAUAACUUUCUCCAACAUUUCAGGUGGUAUUCUGUCAAUUUCUUCCCGGAUGUUGUCUUUUAAUGAUUUUAGUGUUCGAUGAUUAUUUACAAAUACUCUAUCUUUUAGAUAACCCAAUAAGCAAAAGUCUGAAACAGUUAAAUCGGGAGACCAUGGCGGAUAUGCAAUAUCGGCGUUUUUCGAGAUAAGGCGUCCAGGAAAAAUUCUGAUAAACGACAAAUUAUUUUGAUAAAAAAAUUUUACGAUUUCGGCACGUUUUCGAGGCGUAUAUCGAUUCAUAAUGAAUUUCCUAAGUAUCUACUUAGCAACUGACAGAAAAACUCGAACAGAUGCCAACUAGAAACGAAACCAUGACAACAUUCCAUAGGGUACUUGAUUUUGCGCCACCUUGUAUUUAUGAGUUCAUUAAAAUAUUAUGUUCACCUCGUAAUUAAAAAAAGCAAAGUUAUACUUAAUUAUAGAAGAUUCGACGCCCCAUAUUUCCUAUAGUUAAGAAUGAAUUAACUAUUGCGUUAGAUAUUCCAGUAAAAAUGAAACACCCGUUGAAAGAUUUUUAAAAUUUGCAGCAAAUACUGGCCAUCAGAAUUGGAAGCCUAUACCCGUAUUUUAAAGAUUUUAAAAUUGAGUUUCCAUUUCCUAACGUCGCCACAGCACUGCAUAUUUUUUUUUAUUAUUGUAACUACAAAUUACAAUGGCACUUAAAAAGACAAAAAAUUAUUUAGUUUUCUUUGGUACAGAGCAAAUUAUAUUAUAUGAGUAUUCUAUCCACAAAGACUGACCUUAUUUCAUAACUUGAAAAGAAACAAAAAGCUAGGAAAAUAUACAAAUUACUUUUUCUAAUUUUGACGUAUAAAGUGACAUUUCUUGUAAUCGCAACAAGUGUCAAAACAAUCUACUUUACGCAACUAGUUGAAUAAAGUUGAACAUUAUGAAACUGGUUACGAUAUUUUUUUUAAUUCUACUAGAUUGUUUAUUAAAUUGUGUCAUGGUAAAAAAUUACUGUCAUCCAGGCAACCAAUAUUACAACUUUCUUGUAUUGUAGUUUGUUUAUAUUGCUUGUUAAAGGUAUUUAGAUUUUGUAGUGUAUUGUGGUUUAAUUAUUUUGUGUCGAUUUAGAAUGGAAAAUAGGAACCAAAACAACAUUACUACUAGGUUGUAAGUAUAACCAAAAUCUAUUUUUAUAAGUCAACCUGCCCUUCUUUGAUAUAAACUUUCAAUAAUAAUGUAUAUUAUUGAUUUUAAAACCAAAAAAGUUUUCUUAUUUAUUUUAAAGAGAUUUCAUGUACCGUAAGUAGCUCCCCCUACAAUUGGUAUCUGAACUAACAACAAAUUUGAAUUUCUCACCUCCAAAAACCCUUAAAUUCAUAAUUUCGUGAUGUUAUGUCGCCCUGUUGAUAAAAUAUUAAGGAAAAACGAAAUGAAAAUUACAACUUGGUUAUUAUCAACUUUUGGACUAAGGUAAUUUUGGUUGAAUCGCAAUAUUUUACUCAAAGAAUCUGCAGUUUACUGUCUACCAUUAAUUAGCGGACACAGUACAUAGUACAACAAGUCGUUGAGAAUAAAUUAAUAUUAUUUUCUAUUUGUCAAUAAAAUAAAGUUAGGCAUAUGUAACUAACAAUACAAGAAAGUAAUAUUGGUUGCCUAGUUGUCAGUAAUGUUUUAUAAAUGAGUAGUAACUUUUCUAAACGCAUUAUGUCCAUAAUUUUUUUUUUUUUUUUUUUUUUCAGAAACAGGAAUAUUGUAUGUAAUACGUUACAAAAUGCCAUUAAAUUUUUUUUAUAAAAUAUUGUGACAAAAAAAAUGGCUUUUCCAACAACAAAAAACAAAUUUUCUAACAUCAAAAACAGAUUUUUCUACCAACAAAAUCUUUUCUACAUAGAUUGACACAGAUAUAUAAUGUGUACAAACAAAAACAUUAUGUAAUUGAUGACAGGUCCGUCUUUUACCUAGUUUUAAGACGUGAAUAGAAUAUACUGUGGGCCUACUGCCAAAAGCGAUUAAUAAAUUUUAAAUUUUCUGUGAUUAGAGUUAGUCCGUUAUUGAGCGAAAUAUCGGUUACUCGGUCUAAAACUAACCGCUCUGCUUGACAUUAAGUCCAAUGUCAAUCUGUCACAAAAGUGACGUAAAUCUCUGUGGUGGUCCAAAAGUAACCAAGAAAUUAACUUUUUCAGGAACCGCUCUCAAAAAAUCCUGGUUAUACCAGCGGUUAGUAGUCGGUUAAUAACGGACCAUACUCUUAAUAUGACAAAGUCAAAGUCAUUUGUUAAAGUCACUUGUUAAAGUAAUUUGUUAAAGUUAAAGUCAGAUCUACCAAAAGAAAAAAUAUUAAGUCACAUUUUAUACUGCCUGAAAGUAAUAAUUAAAAUGAAUCAAAUAUGAAUUGGUAAUUUUUUGGUAGAUUUGACUUUAACAAGUGAUUUGGUCAUAUUAAAUGAAAUCACAUGAAAUUUGAUUUGGUCACUUUUUGCAGUAAGCGCACGAUAUGCACACGACGUAUAUUGGUAGUAAUUUAUUCCCGCGCCGCUUGCAUAAAUUUUAUUCACACUUCUAUUUGAUAUUGUAGUCUUCAUAAGUAUUAACUCUUAAACUAAAUUACUCUCAAAACGUAAAAACAAACUUAAAUUUUUAGAAAAACUACUUCGGCUCAGCGGACCCGACCACGAAAUUCGCUUCGGCAGUCAACGUGUUAAUAAAUAAAAUCUAUUUUAGGAAUAUUUUAGCAUGUCUAGAAUAAUUUGUAUGAAAUAUAGAUGAAUACUUGUAUUUUUUUUGUACUGCAGCUCUACAGGACUUAUGCACCAGCCGCUUCUGCUAUAAAGUUUGUUUCUGUUAAUAGUUUUUUUUUAUUUUAUUUGAAUUUUAUGUUUUUGUUAAGUAUGAUGGUAAUAAAUUUACUUUUGUUAAUUUCUACAAUAUUGUAUAGCUUCCGCUACCAAUCCGAUUUGUUUUCUUAUGAAAAGGGGUUCAUUAUUAUUAUAAAAGAGUUUAAAGAAACAUAGUUAAACAUGAAAUUUUGCAAUAAAAUCGAAUUAGGUGAAUAAUUUAUAGUCGAGGACCUUUAUUAUUUUGGCUCAGCUUAGCAUGAAAAGCUAAAACGAAAUAGAACUAUAAAUAUUGAUAGAUCUAUAAAAUUUAAAGUGAUUGCAUCUGUAGUUCAAUCAUGUGAGUAACAUUUCUGCAGACAUUUUAUGUAUGGGCUUUCAUCAAAUUUAUUAAAAUAUUAUUUACAAAGCUAGAUAAUAAAAAAUACCCAGCAUCUAUAAAAUUAUAAAUAAUAUUAUUUAAAUUGUGUAAAUAUUUAGUAAAAAAAGUAGUUACAAAUAAUUGCUAGGAAUAAUUAAAUUAAAUUCAAACGAGUUACGUAUUUCUCAGCUUUUAAGUCUAAUAUAUCUUAUCAGUAUUGCAACAUUUAUUAAUAUUUUUUUAACAAAAGAAGUUUGAUAACUUAAUUUUUUUUUACAUCGACAUGUUUACCUAAAUCAGUCAGUCGAUAGGUAAAGAGAUUGCCUAACUACAGUUAACAGAUUUUUAGAAUGACUUUCAAGAAUUAGGGAUUUCGUUUUAAUCUUACAAUAAUAUUUAUUAUCAUCUUUUACUUGGGUGUAUACACAAAAACUUUUGCACCAACGGUAUUAAAUAUUUUAUUUUAAAACGAUUUCUAGAAUCGUUUUACUUUUUUAAAAUAAAUUAUAAUUUUUUUCAAAAGCUUUCGGCUUGUUUCCAAAACUACUUUUCAAUUUAAGAAUUUAGCAUUCUUCCAUAUAUGUGGGUGCAAAGUUUUCGAGACACAGAGUUAUAAAUAGGGUCUUUGGUAAUUAUUAAAAGAAUGUGCAAAGAAAUUGAAAUUGUUAAUCACAAAAUUUAUACCUAAAUAAUCAAGAUAUGCUAUAUAUUGUGUCCUUGAUAUCGAUAAUAGUGAUGAAUGGUGUUACCAAGGCAUUAAAAAGUUACAUGGCUUGAUAGAAGAAAAGAUUAAGUGGAGUUGAAGUUAACAAAGAAAUUGACCAGCUGUAUGAUAAGAGGCCAUAAAAUAUAAACGAAGUGAAGAAGAAUGACAAGUAGAUAAUAAUAAGGAGAAGAAGAUCACUGUGUUAUUUAUUGCCUUAUCCACAUUUCGUUUGUAAUUUUAAAAUGAAUUUUUUUGCACACUCCCAUUUAAAUGUGAAGCAUUUCAGUGCCCAAAAACUAGCAAUAUAUAAAAGGCAUUAUUUCGAAUCAAUGAAAAUGAUACAAUAUCAUCCUAAUAUAAAUAUUUUGCCGUCAAAAAUAUUAACAUUUAUACACAUCCACACAUAUAUACAUCUUAAGAUAAUCCACAAAAAAAAACAGGAUUUUUGCGAUCAAUCGAUUUCUUGUCUAUGUACUGAGCAUAUUCAAAUUUUGUUUGCUAGCAAUGCGAACUGACCAAAACUGAGAGUCAGUGGCGUGGGUACGUCAUUAAAUUAUUUAUGAAGGGUUAUAAUAUGGAAUAUGCAUAUAAUUUCAAAAAUACAUUUUAUUGAUAUGGAACGCCACUGGUCCUUUUUUUUGAGAUUUUAUUUUUUCAUUUAUUUUAUCCAAAUCGAUGAUUUACCGAUUUUGAAUUUUGAAGUUUAAAAGUGAAAUGUUUAAAUGAAAAUGGAUGUACACAUCGUACAUCCAGUGUAACAACGUCGUAAGUGCAAACAUCUAUUUUUUACAAGGGACCUAUUUGAAAGUUUUGCUCGUCUUAACUGAAAUGUAAUAAUAGUCAAAUAAUUUAAUAAUUGCUCAUUUAUUGUAUAUGUUAUAUUUACCUCAUUGCUGUACCAGAUGUAAAAGCAGAUUAGACGUAUUUUGUGACUAAAAAGUCACUUUCUAAUAUUUUGCACUUAUGACGUUGUUGCACCGGAUGUGCGACAUGUAGUUCAAAGGUGGUAAAUCAAAAAAAAAAAAAAAAUAGAUUUGAAAAAAAAAAAAAAAAAAAAAAAACAAAGGUGAGAAAUGUUUUUCGCGUUGUCCGAAGAUCAUCCGAUGAAAAAUAAAGGUAAACUAGUGGAAAUAUAUACAGUAGAAGAAAUAACCACAUAUUAAAGAUUUCGAAGUAACCAUGUAAUGUAGUCGUUCUGGAAAAUGAUCAAAUAAUUAGAAAUUGAUGAAUUAUCGAAAAAUUGUGUUUGGCUAAUAGUUCAUUCCUAUUUUUUCAAAAAAUAUGGGGAUGUAACCGCAAUCACUUAGCUGUAGCCUGGAGUAACAGAACUAAUUUAGCUACUACGAGAGACAAUAUCUUAAAAGCACGAAGACUAGUAUAUGUUUGCAUCACCUGUGCAAUAAAAACCUGUCCUAUGGCCGCCAUGGAGGUGAUCUCAAACCUCACCUCUUUACAUAUAAUGGUAGAGAAUGUGACAAAAAGGACAAUAUAUAAAAUGAUUAGGAACGGAGCAAUAGCAUAUUAGCCCAAGGACCUAAGAUACUUUGGAUAUGCCCUAGAAUGAAAUGAGAAAGUAGUAGAGCUUUGUUAAAAACUUCAGAACCACAGAGCUGGUCUACAAGAAAUAAUGGAGGCAAGAAUCAAUCGUGUUUGCAACCGAAAUACAUGCAAGUCAGUGCCAUACAGACAGUUUCAAAACAUUAGAAGGAACUGGAAUAGAAGUGUAUGGGCCUAAAAUCUACUACUACUCUGAAAGUUUGGGUACAUACCGAAGGAUCUUCCAGGCGGAUAUUCACGCCAUUGAGAAAUGUACUCAGUUCAAUAUCGAAAGAAACCAUCGAAGACAACAGAUGAUCAUCAUGUAUAGCCAAGAAACCAUUAAAGGACUGAACUUAUACACAGUGUUGUUCCUAGAGGUUUUGAAAUUGUACAACUUUCAAUGUCAAAAUUGAACACUUUUACGUUCGACUGUACAACCACUAAUUAUUCUUCUUCUUUUUCACUGCCAGCCUAUGAUCUACCACUUCUCGAUACAUAAAAUUCUUCUUUUUUCCAGUUUCAAAAACAUUUUUAAUUUAAAGCGAUGUACUGAUUGGUCGCGAAUGGCGCCAAAUUUAUACUUUAUUUUUUUUUAUUAAUUUAAAUUCAUAUGAUAUAACGAUUCGUAGACUUUUUAGCAGAAGAAAGCCUUUUAUAUACCAGAUUUUACAUAAAUAUUUAGUAACUUCAAAUUGUAAAACAUUUCUCCCUUACUUCAAAAGUGUAUACAACAUUGCAACCACAUAACUGAUUGUACAACUUUUUGCGCAAUUGUACAACUUUUUGUACAAUUGUACGACCAAGAACAACACUGCUUAUACGUAGUCAGCUCAAAAAUGGGCUAGAGAUGCCUAGAAAAAUUGAAUGAGCUAGGCGAGGAAAAUACUAACUUGGGUCCAAAGUCAUAACGGGAUAAAGGGUAACAAGAAUUGGGCAGCAGAAGAACCGAUAAUUGGAAGGAUCUCUUGGGGCUAAGACAGGCUAAGAUACUUAUAGGAAUCCUUACCGUGCAUUACAGAUUCAAACAAAACCUUAUUAGUAGAAGAUAGUGAAUACAGAUUCUGAUGACACUUCCAUUCACAUUAUGUCUGAAUGAGUAGCAUUCCAGAAUCCAAAGGUACUAUACUUAGGAGCAUACCAAAUAGAAGAUAGCGAUCGAUUCAAAUUCUACAUUUCCUUGAAAAGAUAAGAUUGGAAAGAUCAAGACUACCCUUGCUGCAUUAGUGACAAAUAGACAUUUUAGGUUAAUGCAAUAAUACUAUUAAUAUCCCAUGCAUAACAAAACAGAUAAAUUACUCAGAUGUAAAAUAAUAUUCUGAGUUGCCACAAAUAGUGGAAAAAGUUAACCCUACGUCGUCGGGCGCAUAUGAUCUGAUAGAUUGUCAGCGCACGAUUUUUUAAAUAUUUAGGAGGAAAAUAAAUUUACGGCGCAGAAUAAGCAGUUAAAUUUGUGAUUCCAAAUACGAGAACUUGUUUUACUCACAGUUAAAUCUCACAGAUUCAUUGCGCCUGUGCCUGUAAAUUUUUUCUAAAUGUUACUGACUGUAAACCGCGUCCGAUAUACGGACGCAUCUUUGCAAAGGACGCGAUAUUAAUAGGUUUGUUUAAACUGACUUACUAUUGUUUUAAAUUACUAUUUUUUUUGUUGAAGUUCGCAUCGCAAACAAGAAAUUUUGUACAACUUUAUUACGAGGGUGAAUCAAAAUCAAAUCCAUUACCAAAUUUAACUAUCUUGGCGGGAUCCCUUUCCCCAGACAAGCUCAGCUUUAGGGGUUAAAAUUCACUAGUAAGGGGGUGAAUUAGGGAGAGUAUUAUUAUAUUAUUAACAAUUUGCUACAAGUGAAAAUAAAGUAGUUGAUGUCAUAUUUAAGAAUCUUCAAUAGCUUUUUUACAGUUAAUGGCAUGCGCGUCGUCAAAUCUGCAGUGGAAUUCUCAUCUUUCAAUAGAGCAUAUGCCGAGACGUCUAUCUUCGUUCGACAGACUGCGAUUCUUAUGUAAUGUCUCUCUCUGUUCAACACAUAACGUGUUGAGUUCGCACAUAAAACUUCCUGUGCUGGUCAGUGAUUGGGCAUUCUUCUUCUUUCUCUCUCUAUUCUGACUCUCCUAUGGAAUAUUUACUCAGAACAAUUUUUUCUUCAUGUUUAUGAAGUAGUUGAGCUGCGCGUGCGCGAUAUCUGACAUCACUCACUACAAUUCUUUCAAGAGUUAAUUUGGCUCACCUUUUGUAAUUGUGUUUCAAUAUUUCUUAUUAAUCUGCUCUCCUAGCAAGGUCUAGGAGUUAUUUAGUCCUUUGUUUCCAAAAUAUUGACAGAUUUCAUGGUUUCAGUCGAUCAAUAUUUGUUUUCCUCUGGUCCCCUCAAUUGAAAAGUUUCUGCGUUUAUUAAUUUUCAAAUUAGAAGAAAAUCAAAACUGCCAUUUUGAUACUAGGACUGGGCCAUUAUCAAAAAAAAUUGAUUAUAAAAAAUAAUCGAUUAUUUUCGAUUAAUCUAAAUAAAAGAAUAAUCAAAAUUUUCGAAAUAAUCGAUUAAUCUACUAAUCAAAAUAAUUGAUUAAUCGAAAUAAUCAAAAUAAUCGAUUAACUGAUGUAAUUGAAUAAUCGAAAUAUUCAAUUAACCGAUUUAAUCGAAUACUCUAAAUAAGCUAAAUAAAC